Vespa crabro (European hornet) is the source of this 1550-nucleotide messenger RNA. Its product is annotated as transmembrane protein 222. The record is from RefSeq and is a predicted model, not a curated record. NCBI's taxonomy places the organism in Eukaryota, Metazoa, Arthropoda, Insecta, Hymenoptera, Vespidae. The coding region runs from base 298 to 855 and encodes 185 amino acids. The transcript is spliced from 4 exons.
CAAAGAGAGAUAGGUGACAUGCGAUAACGUAGAAUCUAUAUCUGUAUAUAAUAUCUGUAUUCUGUUUUUGAAAAGUAGAAAUGAUAAACUUGAAAUAUUGAGAAAAAAAAAAUAAAUAAAUAAAAAAAAGAAAAAAAAAAAAGAAAAAAAAAAGUCCAACCGUACAAUUCAGCUAACAGAUAAACAUCCUUCAACUUUUAUUAUGAUCUAAAAGAAUUUAACUUUAGUAUUGAAUAUACCGCGCGAGGAUUCAUGGCUGGCUUACGUCGUUUAAACGUCAGGUCGUAGUAAACUAUAAUGAAUCCUGAUUUGUUGACGAAUGUAAUAUCCGAAUCCACCCCAAGUUCGCCAGAAAUGGAUCUCACUAUAAAUCCAGAAAGGCAGAGAUUUCCCUUUUGCAUUGUAUGGACUCCAUUGCCUAUUAUAACUUAUUUAAUACCAUUUAUUGGUCAUAUGGGAAUUUGUACAUCGACUGGUGUAAUCAGGGAUUUUGCUGGUCCUUAUCAUGUAGCUGAAGAUCAUAUGGCAUUUGGUAAACCCAUUAAAUAUUGGCAACUUCAAUAUACAAAAGCGAAAGGUGGUGUGCAAGGAUGGGAUAUGGCUGUAUCAGAGGCCAGUGAAAUUUAUAAAACCAGGAUGCAUAAUUUAUUCUUCGAUAAUUGUCACUCACAUGUGGCAAAAGCUUUAAACUUAAUGGCUUAUGAUAAUUCUACAAACUGGAACAUGGUAAAACUAGCAGCUUUUAUUUUGGUUAAAGGAAAAUAUGUAAAUUUUUAUGGUUUUCUCAAAAAUUGGUUGCCAUUUUUUAUACUUGUCAUCAUUAUAAUGAUUCUUGAUAUGGUUUUUAAUUUAUAAUUUAUAUUUAUAAUUAUAAUUGCAAUAACAUUGAUAAAUAACAAUAAAUGUUAGUAAUUUUGUUAUAUAUAGAAUUUUAUAGGAAUGCCAUAAUUGUGAAUAAGGAUUUGUAAUUCUUUUAUUACAUUUUUUAGUACACUCGCAAGUAAUUAAUAUCAAACUACAAAAAAGUAUAUGUGUAAAUAUGUAUGUAUAAUAUUUAUUUCUGAAAAAGUUUUAUGGCUGCAGUAAGUUAAAUACUAAAAUGUUAAUACUUAACACUUUUCUCAAAAUAUUCCUUUUUAUCUAAUAUUACGGUUAAUAAUUAAAUUCUUUGCAACAAGCUAAUAGUUUAUUUUAAAAUAAUUUUUUAAUAUUUUAUAUGUAUUUGAUUACAUUAAGUAAUGGCAUUUAAUCAUCAUCAACAAUGAUAAAUAUACAACUUGUAAACAAUAUUUACAAUGACACACAUGCUGUUUAUAUAACUAUUAAAUAUCAAGAAUAUGUCCUUGUGCACAGUUUGUGUCAUGUAUCUGCCUACAAGUUUCUUCCUGAGCACGUAAGGAAAUAUAAGUAUCAUUAUACAUUGCAAGCUUGGCAGCAGAAAUAUGGUUUAAACAUACGAUUAAUAUGUUAAUACUUUUUUUGUCAACAAUUUGCUAAGAUAUACAUUGUCACUAAUUAAAACUAUUUUAAUUAUAUUUAAUAGAGCCAUA